Molecule: messenger RNA, 486 nt
Organism: Zingiber officinale
Lineage: Eukaryota; Viridiplantae; Streptophyta; Magnoliopsida; Zingiberales; Zingiberaceae
Exons: 2
Coding region: 1-486 (161 amino acids)
Molecular function (GO): nucleic acid binding
Source: RefSeq, a predicted model, not a curated record
AUGGGGCAUGAAUAUCGUGGGGUCAUUUCCCAUAGCGAUUGGUCAGCAGAGUUUCCUGCUCGUCGCAGUGGAUUACUUCUCAAAGUGGGUGGAUGCCGAACCACUCGCAAGGAUAAGGAGUGGUGCCAAGGCAUCCAACAAGCCUUCACCUCAAUAGCCUACCCCCAGAGCAACGGUCAUGCAGAAGCCACAAACCGGGAGAUCCUUAGAGGCUUACGAGCUCGGCUCAACCACGUAGGAGGUAGCUGGGUCGACGAGCUCCAAAGUGUCUUAUGGGCACUUCGCACGACUCUAAAAGAAGUGACUGGCAUAACAUCAUUCCAACUGGUGUAUGGAGGAGAAGGAUUGGUCCCCGCAGAGGUUGGAGUAGAAUCCGACCAGGUGCAACUCUACGACGAGGGAAAUAUCGAGCAGAGGUUAGUGGAGCUUGACUUGAUGGAUGAAUUGCGGGAUAAAGCCACCAUCCAGCUAAUGGCAUACCGAUAG